This is a messenger RNA of Nothobranchius furzeri (turquoise killifish), 1782 nucleotides long. Its product is annotated as CD82 antigen. The record is from RefSeq and is a predicted model, not a curated record. Lineage: Eukaryota; Metazoa; Chordata; Actinopteri; Cyprinodontiformes; Nothobranchiidae. Gene Ontology annotation, cellular component: plasma membrane.
CGUGUACUUCCGCUCUCAGCCACGUGGUGGCAGCACACCUGAGCCCUCUCAGACAUCCAUCUAUCCGCUCCCUGCAUCAGUCUGCUGCUGUCGCCUCUGCUGCUUCGUCGUUCCUUCGCGCGGUGGUCACAGAGCCAACACUGACCCGUACAAGCCUCGUCUGUCCGCAGAACCCACAAACCACAAAAUGGGGAACGGCUGCCUGAAAGCAAGCAAGUACUUCCUGUUCCUAUUCAACCUCAUCUUCUUUCUGUUUGGAACAGCCCUCACCGGCUUUGGACUCUGGCUCCUCCUGGACAAUCAGAGCUUCAUCGUCGUCCUCAAUGACUCCACAGAUGUGAAGAUAGCGUGUUACAUCCUCAUCGGCGUCGGAGCGUUCUCCAUGUUUAUUGGUUUCCUCGGCUGUGUGGGAGCCAUUUAUGAGAUCGGCUGCCUGCUGGGCCUGUACUUCACCUGCCUCCUGCUAAUCCUCCUCGCUCAGAUAGCUGCUGGUGCUCUGAUCUACUUCCAGAAGAGUGUGCUGCAUGAUGGGAUGACAAAGAUGGUCACCAAGGUGCUGGACAACUAUCCAGGAAACAACUCCAAAACCGAGCAGGCCUGGGACUUCAUCCAGAAGAACAUGGAAUGCUGCGGCUGGAAUGGGCGCCAGGACUGGUACGGGAACCAGAUCGUCGUCAGCAGCUCCCAGCUGCUUUUUCCCUGCUCGUGCCAGAACGUCUCCCUCACCUCUAACGUCUCUGACAGUGGGUUCUGUGAGGCCCAGGCGUCUGACUGGCCCGUCUACGACAGGGGAUGCGCCGCCAGCGUGGAAAACUGGCUCUUCACCAAUCUGGGGGUCGUCAUGGGAAUCUGCAUUGCUGUGGCUUUUGUCGAGCUGCUGGGGAUGAUUCUGUCCAUCUGCUUGUGCAGAAACAUCGAGAGCGAUUACGAGAAAGUAUCAAAUCCCGGGUUGGCCUAUUAAACAGGGAGCAAAAGGAGUGAAACGUCAAUUUUUGAAGCCUAUAUUUGAUAAAAAUUUGUCCAAAUGUAAAAAUCUUGUUUUGUUUUUCUAGUUUCCUUUAAGCACUUUAGAAACUUUUAUUUGAAACUUUAGAUCAGAGUGAUGCUGAAUUUGAUUUAUUAAUUAGAAGACGAGAUUUAAGGAGGAGCCCCUAAAGUAAAACUCUUAUUAAAGUGUCUUUGUGCUUUUAGUUUCCUUUUAAAUCUGAAGUUUGUGAACGUUUGGGUGCGCUUUCCUUUUCUACGUGAGCAGUUGAGAGGUUUUUACAGCUCUGUGUAUAUAAUUUUUGUGAUUAUUUGUAUAAUUUGAUUCCAAAAAUCUUCCCGUCAGCGUUUUUAUUUAUACCUGGUUUCUGUGAAUUUUGAAGUCGAUUUAUGUUUUAUUUUUUGAAUUUUUAUAGAAAAUGAUGAUAAAUUAGAGACAAUUGUUUCCUCCCAGGUUAAAUCUGUUUGUUUUAUAAAGUAAGCUGAGAGUUAAUCUGAUGUUCGCAGCCCAGAUUAAAUCUUAAAUGGAUUUUUUUAACACAUUAAAAUGUAUUUUAAAGGGAGAAAACCAUUUUGGGAGACGCUUAUCUUGGAAAUAAAUUGAAGCUUUUGAGCCAGGAUGUUUUUAAGCUUCCAGUUUUAUAUUCUAUUCCUUCUGUAUGAAAACCACUUUUUUAACCUUCUAAUGUUUUCUAGAUAAUUAAAGGUAUGUCUGUUGUUGUAAGCUAGAGUCAUUAAUAUGGACUCACUGCAUUUAUUCUGUUUAUUUUGUCAAUAAACUGAUCUAAACAUCUAAAA